This is a messenger RNA of Paraglomus occultum, 182 nucleotides long. Lineage: Eukaryota; Fungi; Glomeromycota; Glomeromycetes; Paraglomerales; Paraglomeraceae. The record is from the annotation of a GenBank genome assembly.
GACUAAUCCCAACUAAGAUGGAAUGUCUUUAUCAAUAUGCUGUUGAAAAUGACCGUAAUCCCGAAAAUUUUCAGUUAUUACUAAGGCUGAGAAAGAUAGGAUGCUUCCGCGAUGGCUUAGAAAGAGACAUACGCUUCUAUCGUGGUGGAAUAGAAAGACAAGAAGAUACUAGAAAAUUUUAA